AUGUUACUGCUUCAGAACUGCGGCGUGGUGGUCGCUUCUGUUGGGUCAGUUGCUGGCCUGUGGGUCCGUGGGACUCGGGGCCAAUGCCACACCGAUGACAGUGCCGCAUGCUGCAAGAAAGGCGAAUUUACGGCUUACAAAUGCUCGCCCACCGUGAGGAGACGCACCAAGUGGCGUUAUCGACUGGCGUGGUUCAACAAUGAGAAGAGAUGCGGCAAGGAGAUAACUAUCCAUGGCAAUGGGAGGAGCUUGAAGGUAAAGGUGGCCGAUGAGUGCAGCUCGACGAUGGGGUGCGACACGGCUCAUGAUUUCCGGCCACCAUGCCCAAACUAUAUUGUUGACGCAUCGAGAGCAGUGUGGAAUGCUUUAGGCAUUCCCGAGGGCGAUUGGGGUUGGAUGGAGAUCUUCUGGUCUGAGGACUGA
Rhodamnia argentea is the source of this 423-nucleotide messenger RNA. Its product is annotated as kiwellin-1-like. The coding region runs from base 1 to 423 and encodes 140 amino acids. The record is from RefSeq and is a predicted model, not a curated record. Lineage: Eukaryota; Viridiplantae; Streptophyta; Magnoliopsida; Myrtales; Myrtaceae. The transcript is spliced from 2 exons.